Messenger RNA from Raphanus sativus (radish), 941 nucleotides. RefSeq lists its product as uncharacterized. The transcript is spliced from 8 exons. The record is from RefSeq and is a predicted model, not a curated record. The coding region runs from base 169 to 822 and encodes 217 amino acids. NCBI's taxonomy places the organism in Eukaryota, Viridiplantae, Streptophyta, Magnoliopsida, Brassicales, Brassicaceae. Gene Ontology annotation, molecular function: oxidoreductase activity.
AAAAGAAAAAAAGAAAUGAGGGAAACUCAGCAUGGUUGGUGAAAAGUCAUUAUCUUUGAAGGUGUAUUGUAUAUUAUAUGAUCUUGAUAAUAUGAUCUUGUGAGUUGUUUCUCCCAUAGACGAUCACAAUCAUCUUCCUCCAAUCGUUUCCAGCCAAAAAAACCUACAAUGGCCGAGUCUGCAAGCAGAAACUUUUCAAAAAAGCUCAUCGAAAUUGAUAUAAGCUCGGAUACGGUGUGCCCAUGGUGCUUUGUGGGGAAGAAGAAUCUUGACAAAGCCAUUGAUGCAUCUAAAGAUCAAUACAACUUUGAGAUUCGAUGGCAUCCUUUUUUCCUCGAUGCAUCUGCACCCAAAGAAGGUGUGAACAAGAAAGAGUUUUAUAGACAAAAAUUUGGAAGCAGAGUUGAAGCAAUGUUCAGAAGAAUGUCUGAGAUCUUCAAAGGUAUUGGGUUAGAGUAUGACACAUCCGGUCUCACAGGCAACACUCUGGAUAGUCAUAGACUCAUACAUUAUGCGGGGAAACAAGCGCCGGAUAAACAACAUAGCCUUGUUGAAGAGUUGUGUCUUGGUUACUUCACGCAGGGAAAGUACAUAGGGGACAGGGAGUUUCUGGCUGAGACGGCUAAAAAGCUUGGCAUAGACGGAGCAGAAGUAUUCCUCUCAGAGCCCAACAAUGGAACCACAGAGGUAAAAGAAGAGCUGGAGAAGUAUUCACAGAAUAUCACUGGGGUUCCACAUUACACUAUCAACGGGAAGGUGAAACUGAGCGGUGCACAACCGCCUGAGACAUUCCAGAGUGCGUUUGAAGCAGCUUCUUCUUAAAACACAAAACAGUGAACUUAAGUAAAGAUUAUGUAUGCUCUGUCUGUAGUUUGAACUGCUGAGUUCCAACUUUUCAAGAACUUAAUGUAAUAAUGAAUACAGGUUUGGUCUUUGAUGGU